AUGCGGCUAGUGGAUGAUCCGCUCGUGCCCGUCCGAUUGGACCUUGAGAUCGGAGAUCAACGGCUGCAGGACGCUUUCUGCUGGAACAGCAACGAGCCGGAUGGGGAGAUAGCGGCCUUUGCAGAGGGCCUGGUGAGGGACACGAAGCUUCCUCCCUACUUCCUGCCGCACAUCACACAGGCCAUUCAGGCCCAGGUGGCUGAAUUUCGAUCACUACAUGUGCAGGACCUGGCAGCAGUGCUUGGAGCCAGUGAGGAGAACGUGCACCUGGUGAAGCUGGAUGUGUGCACAGCCACAUGCAUUAUCCGAGACCAGUUCCUGUGGGAUCUGAACAACCCAUACGCGGAUCCCGAGGCCUAUGCUGCCGGCCUGUGCUCUGAUCUUGGGAUUACUGAUGCCGACCCACAAGCACAGGUCUGGGUUGCAGUGACACUACGAGAACAACUACUAGAGCUCGCCCGCCAGAUGCUCGCCUUUAAGGAGCCCCGCUCCUCCAAGCGGCCAAGGAGAGAGCGAGGGGGGAACGCCGACCCAAAGGCCACAGCAGCAGCUGCCGCUCCCACCCAACCCAUGGGCACCACGGCUCUGGCCUUCAUGCACAGAGCAGAUGGGCGCAUCAGCGUGAGAAGGCCUCGCAAGGACUGGCCUGCUUUUGAACCCCAGGUGGAGCUCCUUCAGACCCCCACUGCUGGUAACCCUACUGGUGCAUCUGCUGCUCGUAACACCGCUGGUAACCCUGCUGACGCUGACGAUGCAGCCAUUGCUGCUCUGGUCGCUGGAGAUAUUGCUGCUGACGUGGCUACUCCAGGACAGGUGGAUGAGGACACUGGUGCUGCUGAUGUGGCAGGUACCGCUGCCUUUUCUGCUGACGUGGAUCUUGACGCAGAUGAUGAUACCGGUGCUGGCGAUAAUGCGGGGAAUUAUUAUGGAGUAGGUGCUGUCGUGGCAGAUAGGGAUCUCGGAGACGACGACAAAUAUCUUGGUGAUGAGUCGGAUGAUUUGGGAGGUGUAGUAGAGGAUGAAGUGUAUCUUUCAUCCUACUUGCCUAGGAGGGGUCCGAAGCAUCAUUUGUGA
This is a messenger RNA of Closterium sp. Naga37s-1, 1074 nucleotides long. The record is from the annotation of a GenBank genome assembly. NCBI's taxonomy places the organism in Eukaryota, Viridiplantae, Streptophyta, Zygnematophyceae, Desmidiales, Closteriaceae.